UGUCACGGUGUGACAAAAGAGAAGCGGAACUAAGUCCCGCCGGAAUUUUGUGUUCCCCUCGGGACGGUGUCGCGGUAAUACCGGUCCACUUCCGGGUUGCGCCCGAUGUCACAAUAACAACGCUAAUGACAGAUUGACAUCUGGUGUGGGGAGUUUGAUGUGGCGAUCUGUGAGAGGAUUAUGGAGGCGGAGUAACCACAUAAAAAGAGAAGUGCAGAGACCAUGAGGAGGGUGGUGGAUUCUAUUUGGUCGUUCGUUCUCCCGGCUAUUCUUCCUGGUUGGCUUGCCCCCGUAUGUGGUUCUUCUCUUUGGAUGUGUUCCCCUAGGAGAGGUGAAUUCCUGGGACGUUUGGGCUGGCGUGUGGAGGUAUUUGAGGACUAUUGUGGGGUUUCGGCUAUCUGGCUGUGCAACAGAUAUAUCAGCGAUCGAGUGGAGAUAUUCAGGACAGAAGGAGUGUGAACUCUGGAAAGCAAGUGAAGACCAGGCCGCGCCAUCACUAUCGGAGGGAAGUUAAGAGACCUGAUCUGGGACUUCGAUCAAUUGUAUACAUCUGGACUGGGAGUGAUAACGUUGUGAAGUGGACGGAGCCAUCGUUGGAUCGCAGGAUCCUCUGGGCCGAACGCCGCAUGUGAUGUCCCUAUGAAAAGAGGUGGACACACGAAUUAUUCCUUUCCCGGUCUUAACCGAAGCAUCUCCCAGCCGUAAGCCCCAUUACUUAUUCAAGGACACAUACUUACUGUUGAUUACUUACCCCGCUGUGCAGAUCACAGGAUUCUCUGGGCCGAAUGCUGCAUGUGAUGUCCCUGUAGAAGGAGGUGGACACGAGAAUUAUUCCUUUUCCCGGUCUCGACCGAAACAUCCACGAGCUCUACUUACCCGGAUACCCCCCCUCACUCCGGGACGGGUGACAGACUAUCCUGGCUCUUGCUGGCCCCGUACAGGCACGAAUUGCCGACGACUCCACGCCUUCCCGGCGUCCGAGGUCUGGCUCCGUUCUGGUCGGGAGACACGGAAGGAACACUGAACUUUUAAAUUGCUUUUAACCAAAUAAAACCUUGUUCAUUUUUUUAUACUCUCGUCCGUCUGGUUCUUCUGGUACGCUCUCCGAGGUGAUCCUGGGUUUCAGGGGUGGGUGCAGUCUGGCUUGGCUCCCCCGACCUGUGACAGAUUUGGCGUAGUCGGCAGGGUUUCACCUCGGGUUGAGCGACCAGGGAUUCUCAGAUGGCCGACGACGAGGCACUGGGGGCCCCACCCCGAGUCAUGCCAGUGUUCAUGGGAAAACCCUGGGUCCAGAAAUAUGGAGGAGAUGAGUCAGAGGUACGCCUCUCCGAAUGGCGGGCUCAGAUCGAAUAUCUGGCCGGGCUACAGGGACUGAGCGCGACCCAACAGCUACAGUUUGCCCUCAACUCCCUUGACGGGGAAGCACGGCGGGAAGUCCAAGCCGCCCCCGAAGCUGUCCGAACCACCGCCCAGUCUGUGUUCAGAUUCCUGACGGAAAGGUAUGGUGACGCCACUCCAACUGCGGUUCUCCGGGCCCAGUUCUUCAGCAGCAAGCAGGGCCCCCGCCAAUCCGUCAGAGCUUUCGCCCUCCAACUACGGGAGCGAGUUACCAGGCUGCAGGGACGCCCAGACCAUGGUCUCGGAGAUAGUGAGACUCUGUUGAGGGACCAAUUCCUGCUGGGGCUAAGGGAAGGCCCGGUACGCCAGGGACUUAGAGUCCAAUUCAGAAGGGAGCCGGAACUCACCUUCGAAGACCUAAAGAAAGAAGCGGUGGCAUUGGAGAACGAUCAGGUUGAGGUGAAAGAACCCCCUGUGUGUGCGGCCGUAAGUAGCUCCGCAGGGCUGUCCCCGACAUGGCAGAGUGGAAACAGACUCUGA
Messenger RNA from Carassius gibelio (silver crucian carp), 1878 nucleotides. RefSeq lists its product as uncharacterized. The transcript is spliced from 3 exons. The record is from RefSeq and is a predicted model, not a curated record. Lineage: Eukaryota; Metazoa; Chordata; Actinopteri; Cypriniformes; Cyprinidae. Bases 1222 to 1878 code for a protein of 218 amino acids.